AUGGCUUUGGUGGAAAGGGAGACGCUGUCCCAAGACGAACUGCGGAAAAGGCUCUAUCAGACUUUUAAGAACCGAGGUGUGCUGGACGCACUGAAGACACAGCUCCGAAACCAGUUAAUCCAUGAACUAAUGCACCCAAUUUUAAGUGGAGAGCUUAAGCCACAGGCUGUUCAGAGUGAUGACAGUUCACUUCUGAUCACAGCUUCCAACAGUUUGGUGGCGGAUCAUCUACAGAGGUGUGGCUAUGAGUAUUCACUUUCUGUUUUCUUUCCAGAAAGUGGAUUAGAGAAGAAGCUGUGGACUAUGCAAGAUCUUCUUCAAUUAAUGAGGAUCAAUCCAAAAUCCAGUCUUUACAAUUCACUGACUUCGGGAACUCAGAAGGAAAAUAAAGGUUUUCUUAUGCAGAUUUUAAUUGGACUUACAGAACAUCAUCUAAGUAAGGAAACUCGUGACACAGAAACUCAGACAACCUCAGUGCCUCCUUACAGAGAAUCUCUUGCUGAGAAACUUCAGCUGAUUGAUGAACAGUUUGCAGACUCUUAUCCCCAGCACCAGAAAUACAAAUCUUUAGAAGUAAAACUUCAUGAAUAUAGAAAAGAAAUAGAGAAGCAGCUUCAAGCAGAAAUGUUUCAAAAGCUAGAACACUUCAAAGAAGUUGAAAUAGCAAAGAUUAAAAUGGAGGAGAAAGCGCAGACCCAGAAAGAAAUUGCUGAGCUACGUCAUGAGUUAGAGAGGACGCAUCAAGCAAAGUCUGAAGCCUUGAUUUCUCGUGAAAAGAAUGCUAUUGAGAGGCUUCAAAAACAACAAGAGAUAGAAGCAAAGGAAGUGUACGCUCAGAGACAAAGUCUGCUGAAAGAUAUUGAACUCAUAAGGACCAGAGAGGUGGAACUGAAGCAAAGAAUUGAGGCAUUUGAACUCACUCAGAAACUUCAGGAAGAAAAAAAUAAAGCUAUUGAUGAUGCACUUCGACGUCGGGAGGUUGCUGUGAAGAACAUAGAAGAGGCAUAUGACCAAAAGCUUAAGGCGGAACUCUUAAAAUAUCAGCUUGAAUUAAAAGAAGAAUACAUAGCCAGAACCAAUAAAGUUACUGAAGAUGAGAAAAAAAAUAAAGAGAGAGCCAUGCUUUUGCAUGAAGAAGCCAUUGCUGUUAAUUCAAAAAAGGAGGAACUCAAGCAAGCUGUGUCACGCACAAGAGAGCUUGAGCUGGAUUUAGAGUCAUUGAAGGCCCAGGUUCUGUUGGUAAAUAAACAGAAUCAGUUGUUGACAGAAAAACUGAAAGAGGUAUCAGACUAUACUUUGCUAAAGGAGGAGAAGUUGGAGCUCCAAGUACAGAAUAAACUACUUAGGCAACAGUUGGAUGAGACUCGCAGUGAGAACCAGCACCUUCGAGACAAGCUGUCACAGCCCUCGGCAGAGCACCUGGCCUGCCAAAUAGAACUGAGGAGAGUGGAACAUUCUAGGAAGCUGGCACUGGAUGAAUUUGAAAGUCAGAAGCAGAUUUUGGAAAAGCAGCUACAAAGUGAGGUUGAGCGUUGUGCCCAGUUAAAGACUCAACUGCUGGACUCCGAAGCUACUGUCAGGAAGUUAAAUGUGCAGGUUGAAGAACUGAGUCUACAGGUGAAACAAACACAGGCAGCUCUGGAAAAUGAAGUGUAUCGGAAUCCAAAACCUUCACUUGUUGACCGCUCUGUCCUUGACUUCACUGGUGACAGAAUUGUACCUCAUGAUAUUUAUGUGGAUAGUGCCUUCCUGAAGAAUCAGAUUAUGACCAAUGUGACGAAGGUAAAUGCUGUGCCAAGAGUUGGCUAUUGUCAGCAGUUACAGCCACGCAGUGCUUCUCCAGAUUCUGACCUGGAGUGUAUGGUGCAAACCCGGGCUAGGAUAAAAGAACUAGAAAAAGAGGCAGAAUAUUUGGAAGAAGCCUACAGGAACUACCAACACAGAGUCAUGCAGGAUGCAGCUGCAAGCAGAACACCCAGAAAGAAGCAGUCCCCUUUACCUCUACAGUGUGCUAUUAGCAGACCUCCCUUGAUUACGCAGCAUGAACUUCCAGAGGAUAAUCCCAGCUCCCAGCAUUCCCCCCUGAGCAGUCAAAGAGAUGAAAAAUACAUCAAAAAAAUGGGGCAGGUUGAUGUCUUUAAAACUCCCUUAACACCACCACGCAGAGGAGUGUCUUCUUCAAGACGCCUUUCUUCUACUCCUGUUUCCAAAUUGGAGAGAGAUCACAGUAACAAGAAAACUUCAGGUG
Molecule: messenger RNA, 2248 nt
Organism: Pterocles gutturalis (yellow-throated sandgrouse)
Lineage: Eukaryota; Metazoa; Chordata; Aves; Pterocliformes; Pteroclidae
Gene: OFD1
Product: oral-facial-digital syndrome 1
Exons: 15
Biological process (GO): epithelial cilium movement involved in determination of left/right asymmetry
Cellular component (GO): ciliary basal body; centrosome
Molecular function (GO): protein binding
Source: RefSeq, a predicted model, not a curated record